This is a messenger RNA of Myxocyprinus asiaticus (Chinese sucker), 2239 nucleotides long. RefSeq names its product glutaminase kidney isoform, mitochondrial-like. Gene Ontology annotation, molecular function: protein binding; glutaminase activity. Gene Ontology annotation, biological process: L-glutamine catabolic process. The record is from RefSeq and is a predicted model, not a curated record. Bases 71 to 1852 code for a protein of 593 amino acids. NCBI's taxonomy places the organism in Eukaryota, Metazoa, Chordata, Actinopteri, Cypriniformes, Catostomidae. The transcript has 18 exons.
GCGACACGGACUUGUUGGAUUCCCGUUCUUACUCUCUAAACCUUAGCUCUAUAUUUCUGAGACUCUGGAAAUGUUGUUUACCAGGACCCUACGACUGUCUAAUGUUGGACUUGUCGAAUUACUCACAAAAGACUUUGUAAAAUGUAGCGCAGCCAGAGUCUCGUGGACGUCGUUCAGUUUAUCAUCGCGAAUUCACAUCGCGAGUCGCGAGUUAAUCGCACCUGCCGCCGCAGAUCCACCUGCCAGAAAAAUGAAAAACAGAGAUCUGUUCUCUGGACUGGAGGACAUGCUUUUCUACACUAUUACUGAAGGAGCCGAGAAAGUUCCUGUAUCUCAAUUCAUUGCUGUUGUGAAAAGCACUGGGCUUCUGACCUCUGACCCAAGACUGCGCGACUGCAUGGAGAAGAUUCGUCAAACCAUCCGGGAAUCGGCCAGUGAAGUCAUGAUGGAUCGUGAGUUGUUCCGAAAGUGUGCGGGUGGCAACAUUGUUCUACUGAGUCUCGCUUUCAGACGGAAGUUUAUCAUUCCCGAGUUUGAGGCAUUUGUGAGAAUCAUCGACCAAAUUUACCAACGAACAAAGCUGCAGGACAACGGGCAGGUUACAAAAUACAUUCCCCAUCUCACCAAGUUUAGUCCUGAUCUUUGGGCCGUCUCUCUCUGCACAGUGGAUGGUCAAAGGCACUCAAUUGGAGACACAAAGGUGCCGUUUUGCUUGCAGUCGUGCGUAAAGCCACUGGAAUACGCCAUCGCUGUGCACGAACACGGUACAGAACAGGUGCACCGUUAUGUGGGAAAGGAGCCUAGUGGAUUCACAUUCAACAAGCUCUCUCUGGGCGAGGACGAUAAACCUCACAACCCUAUGGUCAAUGCUGGAGCGAUUGUCAUCAGUUCACUUAUCAAGCCUGGUGCCAACAAGGCGGAGAAGUUUGACUAUGUGAUGGAUUUUGUAAAGAAAAUGACAGGCAGCGAGUAUGUGGGCUUCAGUAAUGCAACGUUCCAGUCAGAGAAGGAGACCGGAGACAGAAACUUUGCCAUAGGAUACUACUUAAAAGAAAAGAAGUGUUUUCCUGCUGGAGCCGAUAUGAUAGAUGCACUGGACUUUUACUUCCAGCUGUGCUCCAUAGAAGUCACCUGCGAGUCCGGCAGUGUGAUGGCCGCUACACUGGCUAACGGAGGCAUCUGUCCAAUUACAGGAGAGAUAGUUCUGAGCGCCGAGGCCGUACGGAACACACUCAGUCUCAUGCAUUCCUGUGGGAUGUACGACUUCUCCGGACAGUUCGCUUUUCAUGUGGGCUUACCUGCUAAAUCAGGUGUGUCCGGUGCCGUGCUGCUGGUGGUGCCAAACGUGAUGGGCGUCAUGUGUUGGUCGCCCCCUCUGGACAAAAUUGGAAACAGCGUCCGUGGAAUCAACUUCUGUCAGGAGCUGGUAUCUUUGUUCAACUUCCACAAUUACGACAAUCUGAGGCACUUUGUAAAGAAGCAGGACCCUCGCAGACAGUCUGGGGAUGACAGGAACAAGUCUGUAGUGAAUCUGAUGUUUGCAGCUCACAGUGGAGACGUCUCAGCACUGAGGAGGUUUGCUCUCUCAUCCAUGAAUAUGGAGCUGAAGGACUACGACUCUCGUACACCUCUCCAUGUAGCUGCUGCAGAGGGUCACAUGGAUGUUGUGUUAUUUCUGACACAGGUCUGCAGAGUCAACCCUUUUGUUAAAGACCGGUGGGGAAACAUUCCUCGAGAUGAUGCCAUGCAGUUUGGAUACAAGGACGUGGUGAAGAUCUUGCAGGAAUAUGAACAGAACUGCUGUCAAUUCGCUUCUCAGACUGAUGCAGACAACCUCAACCGCCAAUCAUAGAUUCCAAAUCACCCCCGCCCACCCCCCCAAUAAUCAAAACAAGCAAGUACAAACCCCCCUCCCCCCCAAAAGAACAUGUAAAUUCUUCACACUGUAACCCCCACAAUGUUCACGGCCCAAUCCAAAUGAUCUUCUCUGAAGGGAACAGUUUGAUCUGCUGUAGUUUUUACAGACUUAAAUACAGUUCCUUAGAACUGAAGAUCAAGCCAUCAUGUGUACUAAGAAUAAGGGCACAUUUAUGGAAUGGAGAGAAAAUGGUCUCUGUUUUUUUUUUUUUUAUUUUCAUGUAAAUAUGACAUUUUUUGUAAACAACUUGUGUUAUGUAUGUGUUUUAGCUUGACAGCAUUAACCUGAAUGAAAAUCUGGAUGUCUUGUCUAUACAGUAUA